AUGAAUAUCAUUAAUUUAGUAUUAAUUUAUUUUUUACUAUCAGUCGAGUCUAGUUUUGUUCACUAUAAGUAUAUCCAAAAAAGAGACCCUGAAAUGCACAGAAAUGAUGUUACAUUUGGAAGGUUGACAUUUUUAAAAGGACAACUUUUUGAUGAACAAUAUUUGAGUAAGAAUGGACAGUGCACAGGAAGGUGUUCCGAUUAUGAGGAUACUUAUUACCACCACAAUGAACAUUAUAAUAAAUCUAUAGUCAAUAAAUUAUUUCAGUGCAAUGGAAGGAUUGUUAAAUGCAAAGACGUUGUUAAUUUUGACGCUACAGUUACUUUGCACGUAGACAACAUGAUGUACCGGUUCAAACCAAACAAAGAUGGCUCUGACUUUAGCGUAAGAAAAGCCGAAGGACUACAUGAUCGACAACAUCAUCACCUUUACAAAGAUCAUGAUUUAUACACAAAUUACCCACUAUCUUCUCACAGUCGGUGCGUUACUUGUAAAUGUUACUGCGAUGACACUCACAGCAAAAAGUCCGUCCGGUCUUUUUGCUUAGACACUAUUCAGUCAUUAGUCGAGGAGGGAUAUGUAAUUACAGGAUUACGACUUGUCAUAAGAGCAAAAAUGGUCCACCUAGAAAUUCAACAAGGCCAAUUGGUGAACGGACUCAUCAACCAGAGUACCGUCCAUUGGAGCAUUAAAAAUUGGUGUACUAUGCCUGGUCCCAUGAACUACAACAGUCGAGCGUUUCAACUUGAUGAAGUUAUUCUUCCGGAAGAUCAAGUUUUAACAGGAGUGCAAUUCAACAGAUACGAUCCAAAGACAAAAGUUUACGGUUUUAGCGUCGGAAGAUUUUCCUUAGGAGCAAUAGGCACUACAGUAGACUCAACCGGAAAUCUAGACAUUGAAAAUUGGUUCCCACAUCACAAAAUACAAGGAAAAAGAAAAGUAUUGUUAAUAUCUGACUUAAAUAUUUCUUUAAUACCACCUUCUGGCAGUGAAGAAAUCAGUACGCCGAAUAAACAUUACAUUAAAUUCCACCCGAGCGACUGGAAGUACGAUUUUGCACAGCACAUGAUUCCCUUUUUGGAUUUUCAAGAGGUCGUAACUGAGCCGGCGUCUCCUAUUUCUGGGGCUGGAAUUUACUACAAGAGUAGAAGAGGCUUCGGUGGAUUCAUCGCACCUAAAAUAAUAGUAAAGACUAAUUGA
Molecule: messenger RNA, 1200 nt
Organism: Cotesia congregata
Lineage: Eukaryota; Metazoa; Arthropoda; Insecta; Hymenoptera; Braconidae
Source: the annotation of a GenBank genome assembly